CCGAGCCGCCAGAGGAAGAGGCGGCGCCGCUCGCCUUCCUGUUCCGGCCUGUGGGCGCAGCCGCAGCCCGCGCCGCCGGGACGGAGCGCUGCCGGAGCCCCGCCGCGCUGCCAUGGCGCCGAGGCGGCGCCGGGGCUGGGCCGCGCCGGGCUCCCUGUUGCCGUUGCUCUGCGCCCUGCUCCGCGCCGCCGCCGACACCAGCACGGGCCGGGAUUGGUUAAAAACUUACGGCUACUUGCUUCCGUCUGACAGCCACACGUCUGCCGUGCAGUCGGGAAAAGCUGUGCAGUCCGCGGUUGCCACUAUGCAACAGUUUUAUGGGAUCCCAGUAACAGGAGUUUUGGACCAGACAACUAUUGAGUGGAUGAAGAAGCCUCGAUGUGGAGUUCCAGAUCAUCCACACUUACGCCACAGCCGUAGAAAAAAGCGGUAUGCACUAACUGGACAAAAGUGGAGGCAGAAGCAUAUAACCUACAGCGUACACAACUAUACCCCCAAGGUUGGAGAGAUUGAUACAAGGAGAGCCAUUCGUCAGGCAUUUGAUGUUUGGCAGAGAGUGACACCACUUACCUUUGAAGAGGUCCCUUACCAUGAAAUUAAAAAUGACAGAAAGGAGGCAGAUAUUAUGAUAUUUUUUGCUUCUGGUUUCCAUGGAGACAGCUCUCCGUUUGAUGGAGAAGGUGGAUUCCUAGCUCACGCUUACUUUCCUGGACCAGGAAUAGGAGGAGACACUCACUUUGAUUCAGAUGAGCCAUGGACCCUGGGAAAUUCUAAUCAUGAUGGUCCUCCUGUUGAGCCCCUGGAGCCAACCAGGCCUUUACCCACCCUCCCUGUUCGCAGAAUUCACUCCACUUCAGAAAGAAAACAUGAGAGACAUCCAAGGCCUCCAAGUCCUCCUCUGGGUGACAGGCCAUCUCUUCCUGGCACGAAACCGAACAUCUGUGACGGCAACUUUAACACUGUGGCUCUGUUUAGAGGAGAAAUGUUUGUUUUCAAGGACCGCUGGUUCUGGCGCCUGCGCAACAGCCGCGUGCAGGAGGGGUACCCCAUGCAGAUCGAGCAGUUCUGGAAGGGGCUCCCUGCCAAGAUCGACGCUGCCUACGAGCGCUCUGAUGGGAAGUUUGUAUUCUUCAAAGGAGAUAAAUACUGGGUUUUUAAAGAAGUGACAGCAGAGCCAGGCUACCCACACAGUCUGGUGGAGCUGGGGAGCUGUCUGCCCCGGGAAGGCAUCGACACGGCUCUGCGCUGGGAGCCCGUGGGCAAAACCUACUUCUUCAAGGGUGACAGGUACUGGAGGUACAAUGAGGACAAAAGAGCAACAGACCCAGGAUACCCAAAGCCCAUUACUGUGUGGAGAGGAAUCCCUCAGGCUCCACAGGGAGCUUUUAUCAGCAAAGAAGGCUUUUAUACCUACUUUUACAAAGGAAAGGAGUACUGGAAGUUCGAUAACCAGAGGCUGAGUGUGGAGCCAGGCUACCCCAGGUCGAUCCUCAAAGACUGGAUGGGCUGUAACCAGAAGGAUGUUGAGCGGAGCAAAGACAGACGCCUGCCCCACGACGACGUGGAUAUUAUGGUGACAAUAAACGAUAUGCCCAGCACUGUAAAUGCAAUUGCAGUUGUGAUCCCUUGCAUUUUGUCUUUGUGUAUCCUUGUCUUGGUAUACACAAUCUUCCAGUUUAAAAACAAAGAGGUGCAGCAGAAUGUUGUGUAUUACAAAAGACCUGUCCAGGAGUGGGUAUGACACAGCUGCUGCACACUUCAGCUCCUUGAUCUGAGGACUAUGGACACAAAAGAAAAAGGAACAAAAAAAACAAACAAAAACCCAUUCAGAAGCCUACCAAACAAAACUACUUCAGUGACCUACAAGUUUUGGACAACCUGGGACCAAAAGAAGCAGGAAAACUGGAAAAGGCACAGGCAGCCUUGCAGCGUGGAGCCUCUUUGCUGCCUCAGUCGUGGUGUGCCAUCCUCCACAGGCUCUCUGCUAACAUCAGAGUCUUCAAGACAGGCUUCAACUGACCCAGGAAACUUCCUUCAGUUCCCUGCACCAGUGCUCCCUGUUAAACCCAGCAUUCUCCAGUGUAGCUAAACCACCUCUGAACAGAACCAUUUUUUUAACAGCCGUCUCAUAAACGAAUCAAGGUCAUGGAAUCUGUGCACACGAUUCAGUGUUGUAAGCAGAAGACAUUCUGAUGCUGAACCAUUCAAAAAAAAAUCUUCUUAGUUUAUUACAAGGUCCAGGGAAUUACCUGGACACAAUUUUCCAAUAGCUGCUGGUCAGAUAUUUUGUACAUUCAUGACUAAUCCGCUCAGCACCAUGCAUGAGGAACCACGAAGCGCUCCACGAGGUGAACGAGUGCCGAGCAGCUCAAGGAGCACCAAAACAGACACCUGGCAACAUCAAGCCCUACACUGGGACAGUCUGAAGACAAAUUGGGUCUAAAGCAAUCAGCCAUGGGAAUACAUGUUUUUCUUUUGGGAGCCAUUCAUGAAAGAAAUAUUCAAAUGUCACAAACCCUUGUUUUAAGGUCGAACUGACGGUUACAGACGGACUGAGAAACGUGUAUAGACGUAGGCUGCACCCUGCCCCUGGGAAGAUGCUGGGAAGAGAUGAAUUGUUGUUGUGUGGCACUUGUAACUAGAUUGUGGAAUUUGUAUGUUGGGUUCUAGGAGAAUGGAGACGUUUGUUUGGAGUGAGACCAUCCUUGUAUUUGAUGGAAUAGUCAAGACACAGAAUUAGGCCUGUUUAUAAACUCAGCCCAGUCCCUGUAGAUGUUACAAACAUUGUAUGCCUUUGACAUUUGUUUCUUAGUUUUGCUCACUUCUUCACAGGCAAGUAUUUGACAAGGCCCAAAGGAAGCAUGUCACACAGUAGAAUGAGUUCAGCACUAGCCACAGAGACAUAAGGACCAGGCAAAGGCCAGGUAAACAUCUGAACAUUUCACAGGUCUCUUCCCACGCCACCUCCUUCUGCUUCUCUCCUACAGCUGUGGCUGGAUUUGGAUGGUGUGUCCUAACCACAAACUUAGUCUCUUUUAUUUGCUGAUAUUUCUACCAUCUUAAAUAAGAGUAGAAGUUUCUUGCAGUGCCAUGGAAUGGUGAAGCCCAGCCUGUACAAAGUGCCACUCCUGUAAGCACACGAGCUGCUUUGCACACUCACUCCAAGGAGCAGGGGCUGAGCCUCAGCCCUCUGCCUGCAACUGAAUUUCAUUCAGAGCAAUGGAAGUGCAGCACAAAGCACGGUGCAAAGCACAGCUUUAGAGUGUUGGCUAAGAACAAACAAACCCAAGGCUAACAAACAUGCUAAAAGAUAUUCUUUGCCAUGCUGAGGAAUGAAGCAGCAGAAGGAUUGUGAGCGUUCUCAGUUUCUAACUAGUGCUCAAAUAUUGCCAGGCAAGUAGUGAAGCCCACCAGGACUGCAUCACACAUGGUCUCCAACUGGAUUUUGUCCUUCAUAAUUGAUUUCCAUAGCCAAGCUCUUUGUUGUGUUCAAACAUAAACCCAGUAUUACAAACAUAUUACAAAGUGAGAAGCUCGUAGAUGCAAAUCUUUUAGUGAGAAAAAAAUGUGAUAAUGUCUCAUGAUGGGUGAAGGAGUGCAAAGGACCAAAUGAAACGGGAGCUACUGCUCAGCCCCCUGCUGCUCCGUGGCUGUGCUGUGGCAGGACGCACACGAGGAACGCCGCAGCCACCUCGGCUCACCUGUACGCGCCCGUCUCGCCGGGGCUGGGACAGCCCAAACCUUUGAGAAACUUCCAACAGCCAUCAUUAAAAACA
Messenger RNA from Colius striatus (speckled mousebird), 3776 nucleotides. It is a transcript of the gene MMP24, whose product is annotated as matrix metallopeptidase 24. Gene Ontology annotation, molecular function: zinc ion binding; metalloendopeptidase activity. NCBI's taxonomy places the organism in Eukaryota, Metazoa, Chordata, Aves, Coliiformes, Coliidae. Gene Ontology annotation, cellular component: extracellular matrix. The record is from RefSeq and is a predicted model, not a curated record. The transcript has 8 exons. Bases 113 to 1741 code for a protein of 542 amino acids. Gene Ontology annotation, biological process: proteolysis; collagen catabolic process; extracellular matrix organization.